AUGCUAGUUUCAAACCUGCCCUUUGAAAUCAUACGCAAAAUUGCAGACUUCCUUGACACGAGUGACAAAUCCCAAGCCAGUCUUUGUUGCAAAGCAUGGCAGAUACCUCUUCAAGAGUCCAUGUGGACACACAUGACGAUCGACGAUGACCAAAGACUAGGGCGGAUAUGCGAUCCAGGAAGCUUAGAGAACAACUUAUACAAACACUAUGGGCAUCAUGUACACACACUCCAUAUCGACUUUCCAGGCUCAAUAUAUUCCAAGAUCUUGGCUCUCCAAAAACUCUUGCCGAACUUGCGACAGCUUCGCGCCGAAUUCAGAGCAAAAAACGACGAAGUUUUCCAGGAAGUCAUGUAUUCUGAAAAUGCUGUCGACUGCAGUCUGUGGCGAUCCCUUACAGAUGUGUCAAUAAACCUAAAGUAUUCUUACUUGCAACGUGGAAUAGAAGAAUUUUACCCAAUCAUAUAUUCACUACAUGGCUUAAAAUCAUUGUCUCUGGAUCAAGACUGUUUCGUGAAUCUGCUCGCUCUCACAUUUGACAAGCUCGAGCUUAUCCACAGCCAUCUACCCAAGCUGGAAGAAUUACACAUAAACACAGAGCCGGUUGCUAUCAGUCCAGAAAGGCUGAGCGAUAUAUCCAGAUUGACGCCAGUGACCCAUCUAAGAGUUCUAGACUUCAGAAUCAAGAAUUCGGUUCACAGAUGGCUGUAUUACCUGGCCGUCAAAUAUCCAAAUCUUCGCGCUCUCAAAACCCUAUAUUUUACCAGUGAAUUCAGUAAAGAGCACAACUAUUCAAAUAUGAACCUUACCAAUAUUCCAUUUGCUUUUAUAAAAUUGCAAGAAAUCCAUGUCAAGAUCAUUCUUUCAGCAUUACGAGCAUACCUUGAUGUUUGGAAACAGCUCCGGCUACUCAACAGAUCAGUCAAACGAAUACACUAUGAAAUUGAUCACGAUAUGGACGGUCAGGACGGAAUCUCAGAUCUUAUAAAAAGCUGUAUGGGGUCAUUUUCAAGUACACUUGAAUCCGUCACCGUAAUAACUCACUUCCACUGCAACAUGGAUCUGUCUUUAACUACAUCCCUCGAAUACUACCCUUGCCUUGUCGAGAUUCAUAUUGCUAUAAUCGGAAUCACUAUCGAACUGGACAUUCUCUUAGACCGCUGCCCUGUUCUGGAAAAACUCUCUGUAUAUGAUUCGACACUUCUCCUUAGUAAUGACGUGUGUUCCAGCUCAAAGAAGCAUGGAUUAUGCAUGUUUGUGUUACGCCAAGGGCAGAUAGAUGUUGGCACAUUGAAUUAUUUAUCGAUUCGUUGCAGAAACCUCGAUCACAUGGCUUUCUUAGAAGUUGCAAUUACGGGAGACAUUUCACAAAAGACAGGAAACAUAUGCGCCAACAUGUCCUACACACAUUUCAAGGUUCUUUGGCUCUUGAAUGUUCGGUUUCAGAUAUUAAACAACGACAAGAAUACCAACCUGAUUGCUUUAUCUCGACAUAAACCAAACACCUCAGUCCAGACCAAUAUUAAAAAAAAUACAGACCGCCUGGAUUGUAAAAGGAAUGAUGCAAAAGGGCCAAAGGAGUUGCUCUGGUUUUACAUUACCUACAAAGACGACGAACUUUAUUCGAAAAACAAUGUACAAAGACUAGAUAAAGUAGAAGCUAGACAGGCCGGAAAAUACUUUAGAAAUUACCAACGAAAAAAAGGUAUAGACCAAAAAGACCUCGUUUUUGAACCUGAACCUGGAUCUGGCUCUGACAAUACAAAGGAAAUGUGGAAAAAAAGUCUCCCUAAUGGUCAUGGUACGAUUGAAUGUGGUUCAAUAGCCGAAUACUAUCUAGAUGGGUAUCUGGAUAUAGAUUAUUACCGCCUGUACACACUUUUCAACAAUUCACCCUAG
Phycomyces blakesleeanus NRRL 1555(-) is the source of this 1899-nucleotide messenger RNA. RefSeq lists its product as hypothetical. The record is from RefSeq and is a predicted model, not a curated record. The coding region runs from base 1 to 1899 and encodes 632 amino acids. The transcript has a single exon. Gene Ontology annotation, molecular function: protein binding. Lineage: Eukaryota; Fungi; Mucoromycota; Mucoromycetes; Mucorales; Phycomycetaceae.